Boleophthalmus pectinirostris (great blue-spotted mudskipper) is the source of this 3711-nucleotide messenger RNA. RefSeq names its product mex-3 RNA binding family member B (gene mex3b). The transcript has 2 exons. The coding region runs from base 447 to 2081 and encodes 544 amino acids. Gene Ontology annotation, molecular function: RNA binding. NCBI's taxonomy places the organism in Eukaryota, Metazoa, Chordata, Actinopteri, Gobiiformes, Gobiidae. The record is from RefSeq and is a predicted model, not a curated record.
CCCAGACAGAAGAAGCAGAGGAGCGAGGGAAGCCAGCGAGCAGCAGCAGCAGCAGCAGCAGCAGCAGUAGAAACGAACCGGGGAGGGGCUGUUUUUGUCAGGAAUAUUUGAAACGAUCCUUACGCGCAGCUUUGGAUUUACCACGCGUUGUUCUCGUUUUGUAUAUUUGCUUCUUUUCCCCCCCACCUCUCCUGCUUUGACGACUUCCCCCCGCGCCACUGCUGCGACGGGAUACAACCAAAAGGAGUGGAUGUUUUUUGUAACUCCUCGCUCCUCUUGUUUUCAUUUCUUCUCGCACUGAUUUACUUUGCACUGGCCGUUGCAAAAAUCGGCGCCUCUCCCCUUAUCCUGCUCCUACCCUCCUCUCUCCUCUCCUCCUCCUCGCCUACUUCCUCUCCUAGUUUUACCCCAAAUCCCACGCGCGAGAGGAGACGUGACGGGAGAAGAUGCCCAGCUCGCUGUUCGCCACAGAGAGCGGCAGCGUCCACCACCACCACCACCACCACCAGGGAGACGCGCUGGACGACCAAAGGGCUCUGCAGAUAGCCUUGGAUCAGCUCUCCUUGCUCGGCUUGGACAACGACGAGAACGGCCUCUACGACAGCAACGAACCGCGCAAGAAGAGCGUCAACAUGACCGAGUGCGUCCCGGUGCCGAGCUCGGAGCAUGUGGCCGAGAUAGUGGGCAGACAAGGUUGCAAGAUCAAAGCACUGCGCGCCAAAACUAACACGUACAUCAAGACGCCGGUCAGAGGAGAGGAGCCUGUGUUUGUGGUGACCGGGCGAAGGGAGGAUGUGGCUAUGGCCAGGAGGGAAAUCAUCUCCGCGGCGGAACAUUUUUCCAUGAUCCGAGCUUCGAGGAACAAAAACACCAGCGUGAAUGGGAGCGGCACCCCCAUCCCGGGACCCCCCAACCUGCCGGGACAGACCACCAUCCAGGUCCGGGUGCCUUACCGCGUGGUGGGGCUGGUGGUCGGCCCGAAGGGUGCGACCAUCAAGCGCAUCCAGCAGCAGACGCACACGUACAUAGUGACUCCCAGCAGAGACAAGGAGCCUGUUUUCGAAGUGACCGGCAUGCCCGAAAACGUGGACCGCGCCAGGGAAGAAAUCGAAGCCCACAUCGCCAUGAGAACGGGCGGCAUUAUCGAACUACAAGACGACAACGAUUUCCACGCCAACGGGACAGAUGUUGGGUUCGAUCUGCACAACCACGCCUCCUUGUGGUCCAAACCGGGCGCCACCACCAUGACGCCAUCUUCGGUGCGUAAACCCUUCUCCAACUACCGCAACGACUCCUCUUCCUCCCUGGGCAGUGCCUCCACGGACUCCUACUUUGGGAACAGCAGCUCCCGCAUGGCCGACUACAGCCCCCCGAGCCCCGCGCUGAGCUACACCGCCAACAACAACAACAACGGCAACAACAAUAACAACAACAUCAACAACGCCAACGGGUUCGUCUACGGGAGCGACGUCAUCUCUCCAGACUCGACCAACAUGGCGUUCGAUUCGUCGCCGACGUUCGACCCCACCCCGGCCCCCCCAGGACUCUUGUGGUCCCAGUAUGAGAGAGGCAUGACCCCCACAUCGACCGGAGGAAGUUCUCCUACCUCCACUUCAGCCAUAUUCUCCGCCAAUAAUAACAAUAACAACGGGAGACGGGUGAGCAACAGCGGCACCCCACAGCCCAGGCUCUCCCCUCCCCUCCACAGCCAUACAGGGGGCACCGGCGAGCACACACUAGCCCGCAGAGUCCGCAGUGACCCGGGCGGUGGGUCUCUCAGCUUCCCCUCCUCCUACUCCAGCGGCAUUGCCUCUCUGCCCGGACCACACCUCCCCGGCAUCCCCUGUGAUUCGUCAGCCUCUUCCUCCGCCUCCUCCUCCUCCUCGACGUCAUCGGGCACGAGCAGGAAGGGCAGCCGCGAUUGCUCCGUGUGCUUCGAGAGCGAGGUGAUCGCCGCCCUGGUCCCGUGCGGGCAUAACCUCUUCUGUAUGGAGUGUGCCAACCGGAUCUGCGAGAGGAGCGAGCCCAGAUGCCCUGUCUGCCACACUGGCGUCACUCAGGCCAUUCGUAUAUUUUCAUAAGAACUUAUUUUUGUGACUGUAUCUCCGUAUGUGAGACCCCCUUGACAAUAGCAACAAGUGACUCUUUCUUCUUUGAACCUGCUUUAAAGUGUACAUAGAUAUACAUAUGUAUGUAAGAGGCUGCAGUAUCAGGUGAGGGGACAGACCUCUUCUUUGGGCUCCGUCGUAUAGUUGUUCAUAAUAUACUGUAGCGUGGGGAAUAUUUUCAACAUCUAAGUGCAUGUUUUGAAUAUUACAGCAUAGUACUCAAUAGUUCUAGUAAAUUGUACUCUAUAUUUAUGAAUUGUUAAGGACACGGUGGGACUGAUUUUGUUUCCACCAAGAGGUACACAGCGCUGCUCAAAUCCUGACCUAGUUUCUCUCAUGUGGGUGAGUGCGCCACAAGGCAAUGAUAAGGUUGUCAUUCUCCAUACACAAUCACAAAACAAUAGCUGCGUGGUUUUGGCAGCUGGUUGUGUCUGUUACAUUCAAUCCAAUCUGCAAACAAUUGAUGAAAAAUAUGUCCUCUUUUUCCUAUUACCUUGUUGGAGACUUGAUCUGUGCACUGCAGCAUGCCUGGCCCCACCCUUUAAUCCGAUGUCAUUAUUGCUAUCGAAAUCGAAGCAUAUGCGGGGAGCGUCUUUUGGGGGACUCCUCUGAUUCUUAAGCGCUUUCAAUAUUUCACUUUUGCUCCAGUCGGUGUUUCCUGCCUGGUGGAGUCCCAGUGGAAAACCUUUAAACCCAGUCUGAGCAGUGCCUGGUCUCUUGGUGGAAGCAGGUUUUUAGCCAAGCCUCCCAAAUGUAGUGAGGAGGGCGUGGGGCUCCUACAGGACGCGGACGAUACUGCAGCUGUAACCACACGAGGGAGCGCAACAUAUCCUACAUAUAUAUGUAUAGAAUCAAUUUCAGCAAGUUGAAAGUUUUAAUGACAUUCAUACAGAUUGAAGUAUUUUAUUCUUUUUUUGACUUGAAAGAUUAUAUUUCUUAUUGCAAAGAUGUUUACAGAUAUUUUAAUUUAAGUUCAGUGAACUUUUUGUAGCUGGGUUGAAAUCUUGUUUAUUUUGUAGUAUGGCCUUAUGGCAGUGAUCACUGUAUUAUUUUAAUAUUAUACGACAGAGGGAGGAACCCUGGUCCUCACCAUGUGUAUUGCAUUUGACAGUAUUCUGUUGGGAUGGAGUUUUUAUAGGUUUAGCAAAAAAAUGUCUUUUGACUCUGCUUCACCCAGCAUAUUUUCUAUUCAGUAAUAUAAAGCAUAUUUUAUUCUAUAUUAUUACAAACAUUGAAAUGUACAAAACUUAGUAAGUUGAACACAAAGAAACCGUUUAUGCUUUCUAAAAUUUGUAUGAAUUAGAAUCCAGUGGGAAUUACAGGCUUCUGUUGCACCACUAUAGUUUUAGUAAUUCUAUUUUACUACAUUUGUUUACCACUUGUUUAUGUAUAUGUAGGUGACGUUACUUGAGCGUAAAUGUACUUUAUUGAGCAAAGUUUAAGAACAAAGUAUAUUUUAUUUUAUGAUAAAGGGCCUUUAACCUCAUGGUCGAAUACUAAUAUUAUAUUUGCUGAGACAAGAUUUGAAAAUGUAUCAAGAGUUUUAUUUUUCUGACAUUUAAAGUUAUACAUGAUAAAAGUAAGACUUAAGUAAUGGUGCUAA